Penicillium soppii is the source of this 2472-nucleotide messenger RNA. RefSeq names its product class I SAM-dependent methyltransferase. The transcript has 3 exons. Lineage: Eukaryota; Fungi; Ascomycota; Eurotiomycetes; Eurotiales; Aspergillaceae. The coding region runs from base 1 to 2472 and encodes 823 amino acids. The record is from RefSeq and is a predicted model, not a curated record.
AUGGCUUUUCUUGGUGGUAACCCGUUACCACUUGAUCUUGAUCUUAAAAUAUCCAUUGCUGGCUUCAGUUUUGUUGCUAUUUCUGGUCUAGUGCUGUUGAAACUCCUUUACAAGCAUAGAUCAAAAGGCAAAAAAGCUCCCGGUGUCUUCAAGACUUUCUUGCUUUUUGCAUACUCUUGCUUUAUCAAGCCACAUGGUGGAGAUGCGAAUGCCACGCAGCAGGAUUCCCUAGAAAGCUUCUAUAAGAACCAAGCUGGUAUCUACGAUAGAACCAGGAAGAUUCUUCUGCAAGGUAGGGAGGAUAUGCUCGCACUCUUAGCUGCACAGCUCCUCGCCAGAUGUGAAACGGGAAAGCAAGAAGAUAUUGCCAAACCAACAUGGGUUGAUGUUGGUGGAGGAACAGGAUGGAACAUCGAGGCAAUGGGCACCUUUGUUGACGUUUCCAAUUUCUUCUCAACUGUCUACCUGGUCGAUUUAUCCCCAUCUCUUUGCGAAAUUGCCCGCCGUCGCUUUCAACGUCUUGGUUGGAAUAAUGUCAAAGUCAUUUGCGAGGAUGCGAGAACAUUCUCCCUCUCGAAUUACAAAAGUGAGACUUCUGACAGGGAUAUUUCAGCGUACCUCCCUGCCUCAAACUACUUUUGCCCGAGAAGCAUGCAGCAAAACCAUGUUGCGGAUCUCAUCACCAUGUCGUAUAGCCUAUCGAUGAUACCUGAUCAUUACUCUGUCAUUGAGUCACUCACUUCGAUUCUUUCUCCUGGCGGUUUGAUUGGUGUCAUUGAUUUUUACGUUCAAUCCAAGGUAGAAUUUGGAUUUAGAAACUACACCGGUGGCUUUUUGGGACGUCACGUCAAUUGGUUCAUGAGAACCUUUUGGCGAGCAUGGUUUGACCUCGACCGCGUUAGUCUUGAGGCCAGCCGCCGGGACUGUCUGGAGUACAAAUUCGGUACUGUUCUAACUGUGAACGCCCGGAAUUCUACUUUGUUUGGCAUCCCAUACUACAUUUGGAUAGGAUGUCAGAAGAAGCUUUCUUAUGAUGUUGUCAAGAAAGCGGACGCGCUUGGGACAAAUUCAUCUUUUCCGUUACAGAUAUCUGCCAGGUUAAGAUCUAAGGGCUCCGUGGUUGCGACGCAGAACAUUUCAGCCAACCUACCGCUACCAUCAUUCUUCUACCAGAAUCAGCAUUGGCGUGUCUACUAUGAUGACAAUCUUCGAAAGCACACCCAAUUCAACAAUGAGUAUAUCUACGCUUUUACCUGGGAAGACUCUCAAGUGGAUGAUCAGAUUCUUAAUCUGAAUGCAGACGAUGUUGUGUUGGCUAUCACCAGCGCCGGAGAUAACAUUCUCUCCUACUCAAUGAAGAGUCCGGCCAGAAUCCACUCCGUCGACCUAAACCCCACACAAAAUCAUCUUUUGGAGCUGAAGAUGGCAUGUUACACAUCCCUGCCCUAUGAAGAUUUCUGGUUGCUUUUUGGAGAAGGCAGACACCCCGAAUUUCGCACCCUGCUGCUCAACACCCUAUCACCACAUCUGUCCAGCCGAGCAUUCCAAUACUGGCUGAACCAUGUUCACGUCUUCUCUGGUCAGGAGAGGAGUGGUCUCUACGAUACAGGGGGCUCCCGCCACGGUAUACGGAUCUUCCGUUGGAUUUCAUGCCUCUUUGGCUGCCGCAGUGCGGUUCAAAAGUUUCUCGUAACAAAAUCUCUAAACGAGCAACGGGAGCUCUGGUUCUACAAGAUACGGCCUGUCUUGCUCUCCAAUAUAGUCUGCAAGCUUAUUGUCGGCCAGGAGAGUUUUCUUUGGUCUGCUCUCGGUGUUCCUAAGCACCAGCUUGCCAUGAUCGAAAAGGAUCAUGCCGAAAGUGAGGCCGUCACAGGGCCCGCUCCAUCUGACCGUAAGACUCGAUCCCAUGCAAUCUGGCGCUACAUGGUGAACACCCUCGAUCCAGUAGCUGAGCAGACGCACAUCAGCAUGGAUAACCCUUACUACCACGUGUGUAUGGCGGGUCAAUUUUCACGCGAGUGCCACCCAGACUAUCUCUCGCGUAAGGCACAUACCAAGCUCUCACGCCCAGGUGCUCUAGACAGAAUCAGCAUCCAUACUGACGAGGUCGAUGAGGUCCUGAGAUAUAUGACACCGGGCUCGCUGACUGUGGCUGUCAUUAUGGACAGUAUGGAUUGGUUUGACCCACACAGUGCAGCUGCCACUGUGCAGAUCACCAAUUUGAACCGCACUCUAAAGAUGGGUGGCCGUGUUCUUCUGCGGUCCUCGGCGCUGUGUCCCUGGUAUAUCAAAAUUUUUGAGGAUCAUGGAUUCUCCUCUAGGUGCAUGGGCUCACGAACAGGCGGCAUGUGCAUUGAUAGAGUCAACAUGUAUGCAUCCUGUUGGCUUUGUACUAAGACUGAGAAUUUACCGCUGUUGACACCCGAAAUGGAGUCCAUGGACGGAUCUGAUAUCGACAGCUUCUUUGCCUGA